Molecule: messenger RNA, 477 nt
Organism: Plasmodium coatneyi
Lineage: Eukaryota; Apicomplexa; Aconoidasida; Haemosporida; Plasmodiidae
Product: SICA antigen
Exons: 2
Coding region: 1-477 (158 amino acids)
Source: RefSeq, a predicted model, not a curated record
AUGUGGCCUGGUGUUCAGCUGUUUAAGGAGGGAUAUGCAUCUAAAUAUUUUUCCUUGCCUGGUAAAAGAAGACGUUACAAAAGAGCUCAUCAAGUACGUGGUCCUCCUUCCUUAGAAGAACAACUCCCUGAUCAUGUGGGACAGCAGGAUGGUCCACAAGAAUAUACCUUAGUAAAGGAACGCAAAUCUCAUUCUACGCCUAAAAAAGGGAGGAAAAAACGGGGCGUUGGUCGCCGUAUGAUUAUUGAUAUCCAUUUAGAAGUCCUAGACGAAUGUCAAAAAGGGGAUGUGGCAUUAACGAAGGAGGAUUAUUUCACCAUUCUUGUUCAAGAAUUUAUGGGAAGCAAUUUUAUAAAAGAAGUUCAAUGUUUAGUUUCAGAUUCCGGGUUUAGGGAGGAAGACCUUGUUCCUAAGGAAGGUGUUCCUAAGGAAGAUAUUACUAUGGAACAGGUUCCGGGUUUGCGGUUCCAGGUUUAG